Aspergillus tanneri is the source of this 1182-nucleotide messenger RNA. Its product is annotated as bZIP transcription factor. Lineage: Eukaryota; Fungi; Ascomycota; Eurotiomycetes; Eurotiales; Aspergillaceae. The transcript is spliced from 4 exons. Gene Ontology annotation, molecular function: transcription cis-regulatory region binding; DNA-binding transcription activator activity, RNA polymerase II-specific. Bases 1 to 1182 code for a protein of 393 amino acids. Gene Ontology annotation, cellular component: RNA polymerase II transcription regulator complex. The record is from RefSeq and is a predicted model, not a curated record.
AUGGUUGAAACAUCCCAUUCCCAUCAAAAUGACCUGGAGGUCGUGCCUAAACCCGAACCUCCGGUCGAGGGAUCAAUCAGUUCUGCCGUCUCGACGCCUGAAGCCGAAGGUGAGAUACUGACGCAGGACGUCGCCCAGACACAGAAGCGAAAGGGAGGCCGGAAACCUAUCUAUGCCACCUCCGAGGAACGCAAACAGCGCAAUCGCCAGGCCCAGGCGGCCUUUCGCGAACGUCGCACCGAAUACAUCCGCCAGCUCGAGUCCACCAUCAAGCGCAAUGAAGAAACCCUGCAGACCCUGCAGCAAAGCCAUCGUACCGCCGCCGACGAAUGUCUGAUGCUGCGUUACAAGAAUUCCCUCCUGGAACGCAUCUUACUGGAGAAAGGUAUCGAUGUGCAAGCCGAACUGCGACUGAAAGCUGCCGGCCCUGCGGGGAUCCCCGGUAAACUCAACCCGAUGGCUGCGAAACCACCAUCGCUGGAACGCGCCGCCAUAAAUCGAAAUACCGCCCAGAGACAUCCGACCGGGAUCGCCCCCAAGGGAGAGCAGUUCGGCUUGUCGCAGAACCGGGAGGGUGCAUAUGGGAUCCCGUCGCCGCAGUACCAUGCUACCCCGUCGUCACAUGUCUCGUCGCCCUCCCAUGCCAAAUCGCCCGGCUUUGGCUUCCAGGGCGCCAUGUCACCCAUCGGCGUCGACCAGCCCCCAUCCCGGUCGCAGAUGUUGUCCCAUUCUCGCAGCAUAAGCCAAGCCUCCCCCCCGUUAAGCGUCGGUCCGUCCGAGUCGGGCGAUCCCAAGCCCGCAGUGCCGGGUACUUCAGGCCCCCGAGGUCCCCGUCUCCCAUCGGCCUAUUUUCCGUCUCCGUUCCAAAAGCAUUAUGACCAAUUAGAACAGGAAUAUGACGCUCAAGCGGAUCUGAUCGACGAGGAACAUGAGUCGUCCGUGGGCGCAUCGCCAUACAUGCCUGGCUUCAACUCGGCGCAAUCGGGCUCCCAUGGGAUCCCAGGGCCUUCGGGCAUCGGCCAUUUCAGUGCGCACGGGAACGAGGGAUCCAACGGAGCGUACAACAACAAUCAGAUCUUGGGCAACUACGAACCGAUGCUGGAUGCCGAUCCCUUUGGUCUCAGCGCCAGCAUGCAUUUCCAGACCCCGUUCAGUUACGAGCAAAAUAAUACGCGUCAUUAG